This is a messenger RNA of Rubroshorea leprosula, 1435 nucleotides long. Lineage: Eukaryota; Viridiplantae; Streptophyta; Magnoliopsida; Malvales; Dipterocarpaceae. The record is from the annotation of a GenBank genome assembly.
CAUCGUAUUAGAAGACAAACUGGGUUUCAUUGAUAGCUAUGCUUAGCGGUGACUUUUUAGUUUUUCAACUUAUCCCAAAGAGUUCUGGCGGAAAACGCCAGCCACAGAAUUUCGCCAAAGAAGUCAGGCGUAAACCAAGACUUCAUUAAGUCCCGCUCACCGUAAAACAGUGAAAAAAAAAGCGGGCAGAGCUAGUAAUAGAUUGAAUUUAGGCCAAUGACCAAAGAUGAUCCUAAACUUAUAACUGCCGUAGAGCAAAAAGCCAACGAAGCAAUUGAAGAUAUCUUAUCCAAAAAAAAGGCGGCUCUCGGAGAUGGACAGGAGGUCUCCGAAGUUCGUGAAGCGGUAGAACAGGACUUUAACAUCACAACUAAAGGGGAAGAAUUCACAUUAAUCAAACAGAUGGAAAUGGAAGCGGGAGCGCCGCAAAAGGCUUGCCCCGCAACCAACUCCACGUUGAAUGAAAUAAAGGAUCAUCAAAGUCAAAAAGUAGAUGGGAGGGGAGGGGGGAACCCUCAAGACGAGGUACCUAAAGAAGGAACGUCUUCUGAAUCUAAGAAGAGAGAGGGAGAUAGCAAAAAUGAUGAUGAUCCCCCUUCCUCUGCACAAGAGUCUUUCUCUAGUGCACUAGACUCUUUUUUCGAUUAAAGCAAAUAUGCUUUUGGUUGUACAUUUUUCUCCCAUGUUUUCCGUUGGUCUCCGUAAGUAACUCAGUGAGUUCUUUCUAAGAAGGGCUUGGAAAAAGAAAAUGAAAUACGAACAACCGCGCUGGUCGUAAUAGAUCGACUUUCAUGCUAGUUCUUGCUCCAGCAUGAAAGUUCCUUUUCAGGGAAGGACGACGUACCAUGAUACUUUCUGUUUUGUCGAGCCCAGCUUUGGUCUCUGGUUUGAUGGUUGCACGUGCUAAAAAUCCGGUACAUUCCGUUUUGUUUCCCAUCCUAGUCUUUCGCGACACUUCAGGUUUACUUCUUUUGUUAGGUCUCGACUUCUCCGCUAUGAUCUUCCCAGUAGUUCAUAUAGGAGCUAUAGCCGUUUCAUUCCUAUUCGUUGUUAUGAUGUUCCAUAUUCAAAUAGCGGAGAUUCACGAAGAAGUCUUGCGCUAUUUACCAGUGAGUGGUAUUAUUGGACUCAUCUUUUGGUGGGAAAUGUUCUUCAUUUUAGAUAAUGAAACCAUUCCAUUACUACCAACCCAAAGAAAUACGACCUCUCUGAGAUAUACGGUUUAUGCCGGAAAGGUACGAAGUUGGACUAAUUUGGAAACAUUGGGCAAUUUACUUUAUACCUACUAUUCUGUCUGGUUUUUGGUUCCUAGUCUUAUUUUAUUAGUAGCCAUGAUUGGGGCUAUAGUACUGACUAUGCAUAGGACUACUAAGGUGAAAAGACAGGAUGUAUUCCGACGAAAUGCUAUUGAUUUUAGGAGGACUAUAAUGAGGAG